AUGGAGAGAAGCCUUUCAGAUCAACUGACUGAGAAAGCAUUUUACAAGAAAAUUAAUCUUACAAAUGAUAUUACAAAUCCUACCAGAGAGAAAUUCAUGUGUAAUGACUGUGGGAAAACAUUUUUCUUGAAACGCAAUCUUAUAGCUCAUAUGAGAAUCCAUACAGGAGAGAAGACAUUCAUGUACAAGGAAUGUAGGGAAGGAUUUGCCCACAAACAUCAUCUUACAAGUCAUAUGACAUUGCAUACUGGAGGGAAUCCAUUCAUAUGCAAGGAAUGUGGGAAAGCAUUUUCCAAGAAAUCAAAUCUUACACUUCAUAUGAGAAUCCAUACAGGAGAGAAGCCAUUCACGUGCAAGGAAUGUGGGAAAGUAUUUGCCCAAAAACAUCAUCUUACAAGUCAUAUGACUUUGCAUACUGAAGAGAGUCGAUUCAUAUGCAAGGAAUGUGGGAAAGGAUUUGCCCAUAAACAUAAUCUUACAAGUCAUAUGAGAAUCCAUACCGGAGAGAAGCCAUUCAUGUGCAGGGAAUGUUGGAAAUCAUUUUCCCAGAAAGCACAUCUUACAAGUCAUAUGAGAAUCCAUACUGGAGAGAAUCCAUUCAUAUGCAAGGAAUGUGGGAAAGCAUUUUCCCGGAAAUCAAGUCUUACACGUCAUAUGAAGUUGCAUACUAGAGAGUUAAAGCAAGAUCUCUCAAAUGACCAACUAUAUGACAGAUCAAAAUCACUCACAAAAUCUGCUCAAGAAAAUAAGGAAAAUAAAGAAAAAAUACAGAAUAGGGGAUGA
Messenger RNA from Macrobrachium nipponense, 783 nucleotides. Its product is annotated as gastrula zinc finger protein XlCGF8.2DB-like. Gene Ontology annotation, biological process: regulation of transcription by RNA polymerase II. Lineage: Eukaryota; Metazoa; Arthropoda; Malacostraca; Decapoda; Palaemonidae. The coding region runs from base 1 to 783 and encodes 260 amino acids. The record is from RefSeq and is a predicted model, not a curated record. Gene Ontology annotation, molecular function: DNA-binding transcription factor activity, RNA polymerase II-specific; RNA polymerase II cis-regulatory region sequence-specific DNA binding. Gene Ontology annotation, cellular component: PcG protein complex; chromatin; transcription regulator complex. The transcript has a single exon.